Messenger RNA from Suillus plorans, 1305 nucleotides. Its product is annotated as S-adenosyl-L-methionine-dependent methyltransferase. The coding region runs from base 1 to 1305 and encodes 434 amino acids. The record is from RefSeq and is a predicted model, not a curated record. Gene Ontology annotation, molecular function: mitochondrial transcription factor activity. Gene Ontology annotation, biological process: transcription initiation at mitochondrial promoter. The transcript is spliced from 7 exons. NCBI's taxonomy places the organism in Eukaryota, Fungi, Basidiomycota, Agaricomycetes, Boletales, Suillaceae. Gene Ontology annotation, cellular component: mitochondrial matrix; mitochondrial DNA-directed RNA polymerase complex.
AUGUCUUUUCCACUUCUCCUUCGGAGGUCAUUUUCGACAAGCAUCCGAUGCUCCUACAGGACCAAGAAUAUUCCUGAGGACAUCGUCGCGGAGGCCCUCACGACACAGCCAACAAGACGCGCUCGUUCCGAGGAUAUUCAAAACAUCAAGAACAUCAAGCUCGAAGCUGAACCCCAAAUUGCUUCGACUCCGAAAGCUGUCGGCAAGCGCAAGCCACGGAAAGCUAACAUACCACUCCCGGUCAACAGAAUCGAUCUUCCCCCGCGUUCAACAUGGAGAAACUACUUUCCCACCAGCGGCAUGGCAUUCAAAAGUCGUAUUUCCAUCGCUAACCCCGAGACGGCAGCACUAGUUGCAGAUUCAUUUGUUCCUAGUGGUUCGAGGGAUAAAGUUAUUGUAGAAGCGUAUCCCGGUCCUGGUGCGUUAACUCGCGCUUUGAUGCAGUUGCCGAAAGAACGGAUCCGAAAAAUCAUCGUGCUUGAGGACGUAGAACAGUACCUUAACUUUCUGAAACCGCUGCAGGAAGCGGACCCUAGAGUACAAGUUUUGCCAAUGAACGGUUUCUCGUGGGAUACGUAUCAUCAGCUAGACGUCCAAGGCUUCUUGGAUGACGUGGAGAAUAUCCCAUGGAAUCAGUCAAAUCCAUAUCUACACUUUAUCUCGCACCUUCCUAUGGAUGUCCUGGGCGAGCAGCUCUUAGCACAACUAUUGCGCUGCGCACCAGAACAAUCCUGGCUGUUCAAAUACGGUCGCAUUUCAAUGAGUUAUCUAAUGCACGACUGGGUACGGGAUCGUAUUUCCGCAUCUCCUGAGGAUCAGGCUCGGUGCAAGCUGAGCGUCAUCGCACAAGCCGUUUCUGAGUUUAAUCACACCAUUGACCCACAGUUGUUGGUACCAUAUAAUAGCCAUUUCUAUCCUGAUGCUACGAACCCUGCAUAUUCUCUAAGGACUGAAAACAGGCGCAGAGGUACACCAUUCAUAGCGGGUACAUUCAGACCAUUAGAGCAUCAGAUCAUUCAGCCAGGUAUGCUGGACAAAUGGGAUUACUGCCUACGGAAACUCUUUGUCCUGAAGUCGACCCCUCUCAAGGACGCUGUUGGUCAUCUAGCACCUGGAUCAGAUGCUUUGAAGUCCUACCUCGCGGGCGAUGAUGUUCCACCUGAUCAGAGGACUGACAUGAUGAAGAGCAUCAGGAAAAUGAGUGUAGAGGACUGGGCUGCUGUCGUCGGCGCCUUUGACCGGUGGCCCUUCGCACCUGAGGAACUCUUGAUCACGGACUCUUUCAGCAGAGACGACCGUAUAUAG